Acromyrmex echinatior (Panamanian leafcutter ant) is the source of this 747-nucleotide messenger RNA. RefSeq lists its product as uncharacterized. Lineage: Eukaryota; Metazoa; Arthropoda; Insecta; Hymenoptera; Formicidae. The record is from RefSeq and is a predicted model, not a curated record.
AUGUCGCGCGCGUGCGACGCGUCGAUGCCCCGCUGCUGUCCCGCGGCGAAAUGGGCAGCCUACUGGUGGUCCGAGGAGUUAGAUGAGCUACGAAGGGCCACCGUGGCUAUCAGACGAACGUAUACUCGCCGCAGGCGGCGGGGUACAGACGCCCGCGGGGGCGCUCCGAGACUCAAGGAGCGCCCUCAGGGCGGCCAUAAGAAAAGCGAAAGCCGACGCAUGGCGGGAGCUGCUCUCCUCCCUGGACAGGGACCCGUGGGGGAGGCCCUACAAGAUAGUGACGAAGAUGCUUCGUCCGUGGGCCCCCCCGAUAACGGAAACUCUGAACACUCAGUUCCUAGAGGAUGGGUGUGGCUCGCCGCGGCUCCCAUCGUUGGAGAUCGCCUGAGGCAGUUUUACACUAGCUGCUUCAGAGAAGGUAUAUUUCCCAGGUCGUGGAAGAGGGCCAGGCUUGUCCUCCUACGCAAGGAGGGCAAGCCAGCGGAGAGUCCCUCCGCCUAUAGGCCGAUUUGCCUACUGGACGAUGUGGGAAAACUGUUGGAGCGCAUCAUCGCUGACCGCAUCGUCCGGUACCUGUCCCGGGAUGGACCUAACCUAUCCCGCGGUCUGUACGGCUUCCGGGAGGGGAUGCCGACGAUCGACGCCAUCAGGCAUGUUCGAUCCCUGUCGGAGCAGAUGACCGCGGGUGGGGAUGUAGCGUUGGCGGUAUCCCUCGACAUCGCCAACGCCUUCAACAGCGUCCCGCGG